Molecule: messenger RNA, 1920 nt
Organism: Chenopodium quinoa (quinoa)
Lineage: Eukaryota; Viridiplantae; Streptophyta; Magnoliopsida; Caryophyllales; Amaranthaceae
Product: salicylate carboxymethyltransferase-like
Exons: 4
Coding region: 471-1580 (369 amino acids)
Biological process (GO): methylation
Molecular function (GO): S-adenosylmethionine-dependent methyltransferase activity
Source: RefSeq, a predicted model, not a curated record
AAUACAGUAUAGUUACGUAUAUGAUGUGUUCCAUAAACUACGUUCUAGCACAUUAAAAGAUACCUUGCUAUUUGGUUGCAAGAUCGAUGAAAACAAAUAUACGGAGUAAGUAAUUACAGCGCUUAUAGGUAAAUGAGAACACAAUUCUUAAAAAAAAAAAAAAAAAAAAAAAAAAGAAAGAAAGAAAGAAAAGAAAAAGAAAAAGAAAAAGGUAAAUGAGAACACAAUUAAGAUUAUUUAACUAGACUUGGGCUUUUAGUCUUUAUUAUGGGGCUUAUGUGGAGCUGAGUGGUGCGAUGUACUCAAUGCAAGUAUUAACUAUUCCCCCCCCCCCUAUAAAUAGGGGAUAACAAGCCUAGCUUAUUGCAUCAAAGGUUUUUUUUUUUUUACUUAAUUAUAAAGAAAUAUUAGAAAAAAGAACCAAGCAAGGGAGGAGUGAGAGAUAUAGUGUGAUCAAGUUUUGGUGAUAGAUGGCAAUUGAAGUAAAGCAAGUUCUUUGUAUGAAGGAGGGGACUGAUGAAACCAGUUACGUAAAAACGUCCUACAUUCAGAAGCAGGUGCUAUUAUUGACAAAAUCCAUAAAAGAAAAAGCCAUAAAGGAGUUCUAUUCCAAGGAACGACCAACAACCUUAUGCAUAGCUGAUUUGGGGUGUUCCUCCGCCGAGCUCAACACCUUGGGAGUGGUCGCUGAGCUUAUAGAAACAAUCGAAAAUGCUCGUCAAGAUUUGGGGAAUGGGAGCCAAGAGUAUCAAGUUUACUUGAAUGAUCUUCCAGGCAAUGAUUUCAACACAAUCUUUAGGUCAAUAGCAAGCUUUGAGGAUAGCCUGAAGAAGCAAAUUGGUAGUAAUAAUUUUGGGCAUUGUUUUGUGAAUGGUGUUCCUGGUUCUUUCUAUGGAAGGCUAUUCCCUACCAAUCACUUGCAUUUUGUUCAUUCUUCUUAUAGCCUCAUGUGGCUUUCUCAGGUACCAAUAGGAAUUGAAGACAACAAGGAAAAUAUCUACAUAGCAAGUACAAGCCCUCCAAAUGUGACAGAAGCUUAUUAUGACCAAUUUGAAAAGGACUUUACGAUGUUUCUAAGUUGUCGGUCAAAAGAAGUAGUACCCGGAGGAAUUAUGGUCCUUACGAUAUUAGGAAGGACAUCAACUGAAAAAUAUAGUAAGGAAUCCAGUUACGAAUGGGAUCUUCUCGCUACUGUCCUCAACGAUAUGGUUCUUGAGGGUUUCAUAGAGGAAGAGAAGCUACAUACAUUCAAUAUACCUCAAUACACUCCAUCAGCAGAAGAAAUAAGAUUUAUAAUGGAGAAAGAAGGAUCUUUUAUACUUAGCCAAGUUGAUGUUUCCGAAAUAAGUUGGGAAGCAAACGAACAUUACUAUAAGAAUGAUUUACCUAAGACGGCGUUUACUCACUAUGACUUUGUUAAAUGCAUGAGAUCCGUGGCCGAGCCCUUACUCGUAAAUCAUUUUGGAGAAUCCAUAAUUGAAGAGUUGUUUAAGAGAUACCUGGAAACUGUCCAAGUCGCGAUGACCAAAGAGAAGAAUGUGUUCAUCAAUGUCACGGUGUCCUUGACACGAAAGGGUUAAUCAAUCCAUGGAGAAAAAACUAUCAAUUUAAAACUACGAUUCCUUCGUUUUGGUCCACGUUUUCAUUUUUGUGGUCGUGUUUGUGUUUGUGUUCGUUAGAAAUCUUGUUGGUGUUGUUAAAAGCUUGCAUUGCUCCAUAUUUGUAAUCUUCAUUGUUUUCGUGGUUGGUCAAUUAGUGUACAUGUUGGGGUUGCAAAAUGCUACUCCAUACAUACUAUUGUUUGAGCUAUGGUAGGAGUCUGAACUAUAAAUAAAUGAUGUCAAAUACUACCUUUGUUAUAUAUUAUGUACAACUUUAGGGUAUUAUUUGUGAGAUAUAAAAAUUCAAAAGUUGCACCGG